UUCUGUACAACAACUACACGUGUUGAGCUCAGACUUCAAGCCCGUCCCAUCCCCUGCAUAUCCAUGCUGGAGGAGGAGGAGGAGGAGUGUAGCCCUUUUGUUACCUGUAUUAGAGUACCUGGCCGUUGUAAGUUAGUAACGUGGACAGAGUUUAAGAUGUCUUCGAUGAAUAGAAACGGCGAGCGAUGCACAAAAGCUUUAAACAAAAACCAAAUCCAGAGGGUUGACAGGGCACUGCAGUAAGUGUAACUAGUUGUUUUUUUGUUUUUUUUCUACCUGCAAGGCGCAGCAAAUGGGAAUUGCUAAUUAGGCUCCACCGUCAAAGUAAGGACAAAUAGGAGGCACUUCCUCCAAGAACUCAUUCACCUUUCAAGUCCGACCCUCUCUCAAGUUUCAUUUUGGAGUUCUUAUCCACCUUUCAGGUCGUCAUCAGCAUCUCACCUGCACUGCUGGACCAUGGAUUUCACACGGUCGAAGAUUUCAAAGUCGCUUCAGCUCCAUGUCGCGGAAAAUAGGCGGUAUACGUGCAUCUGGAAGGGUUAGGAAACCUGCCAAUGUGAACGGAAAGCGUGACCACUUUAUGUUACAGUGCAUGGCCUCUGGACAAAGUGGUAACGAUCAUGCACAAACCCCUCCGAAAGCGGAGUCUCUACGUGUUCCUGUGUUUUGGCAUCAUAUACCUCAGACUUGGGGCCCUAUCCUCGGUGGUGGCUCUUGGUGCCAACAUCAUCUGCAACAAGAUUCCCGGGCUGGCACCUCGCCAGCGGGCCAUCUGCCAGAGCCGCCCGGACGCCAUCAUUGUUGUGGGCGAAGGCGCCCAGAUGGGCAUCAAUGAGUGUCAAUACCAGUUCCGUUAUGGACGCUGGAACUGUUCGGCGCUGGGAGAAAGGACAGUCUUCGGUCAGGAGCUGCGAGUAGGCAGUCGGGAAGCAGCGUUCACCUACGCCAUCACAGCGGCAGGAGUGGCCCACGCUAUCACAGCGGCGUGCAGCCAGGGAAACCUGAGCCAGUGCGGCUGCGACCGGGAGAAGCAGGGGUAUUACAAUCAGGAGGAAGGCUGGAAGUGGGGAGGCUGCUCGGCUGACAUCAAGUACGGAAUCGAGUUCUCUCGCCGCUUUGUGGAUGCCCGCGAGAUUAAAAAGACCCCACGCCGCCUGAUGAACUUACAUAACAAUGAGGCAGGGAGAAAGGUACUAGAAGAAAGGAUGAAGCUAGAGUGCAAGUGCCACGGCGUCUCGGGCUCCUGCACCACCAAGACCUGUUGGACUACACUUCCAAAGUUCCGAGAGAUUGGCUACGUACUCAAGGACAAGUAUAACGAAGCUGUGCACGUGGAGGUAGUCCGGGCUAGCCGACUCCGCCAGCCCACCCACCUCAAGGUGAAGCAGACUCAGGGCUACCGCAAGCCCAUGGAGACAGACCUUGUCUACAUCGAGAGGUCACCCAACUACUGCGAGGAGGACGCAGCCACGGGGAGCGUGGGCACCCAGGGACGCCUGUGCAACCGCACCUCGCCACAUACAGACGGCUGCGACCUUAUGUGCUGCGGGCGGGGCUACAAUACACACCAGUACACCAAAGUUUGGCAGUGCAAUUGUAAGUUCCAAUGGUGCUGCUUCGUCAAGUGCAACACGUGCAGUGAGAGGACGGAGGUGUUUACCUGCAAAUAAGGACGCGAGGAGGCACCAAGGACUAGCUGAAUGAGGAAGACUCGAGCGAGCAAGAUGAAAGUGUGACCUGGACCAGUGAAAGAUUUUGAAAUAAAGGAAUGGAAUUUACACUAUCAGCUCUUCAUGGCAUCGUUUUGCACAGCAGAAUCUAUCUAAUUUCUUUUCAGAAAGUAAAUGCUAAAUAUCAGUAGGUAAUACCCCAGACUGUACUGUCACAUAGAGAUUGUGCUCAUAUACUGAUGUAUCCACAGUAAAGUUGUGACUACAGGUAAUGAAUGAGGUCCUUGUUGGGAACUGUGCUUUGCACUCUGGGAUUUGUAAUUGUUAAAUUCACAAGAGACUCGUGCAUGGAGAGGAAACACAGUAGCCUGGGAGUUGAUCAAAAUGACAGCAGCUGAUGAGGUUGUGACUGGAAGAGAUUUGUCAAGUCUUUUAUUGAAAACUUUUAAGGGUUUUGUUGUAUUUUCACUAAAGGGGAGCAAAAGUGAAUCUUGACAUGCAUGACCCUGCAAAUUGGCUGGGGCUUAUGUUGGAGGUUUGUAGAAAUGAAGAACAUUUUGUAAGUAUUGUGCGUCGGGGUGCGCCAAAAUCUGAGUGGAGAACUCUGUUAAACCCUCUGCUGCCAACUGGAAUAUGGUGGAGUAUGUUAGUUUUCCAGUCACACUGGAACUGUCUGUUCUGAACACUGAAAAUAAAUUGUUUAUUUAUGUUAUAGUAUCUUAAAACGAAGCACUAACGGGUAGAGAUGUCUUUUUUGUACUAAGUGUAAAGAAAAAUACUUUUUAGAACUGACUGAAGAGGACUGAAGAUGUGUGUCUAUUAGAAAAUGACCCCCCAAUCCCUAAACCACCUAACCUUUUCUUAAAAAGAAAAAAAAAGGUUUCAUUUCUACUGGUGUGUUGACAACAAAAAAACAUCAUUACAGUGUGUUUCACAUUCAAACACCUUGGUUCCAUUUUACUGUAGCAUAGUUUGUUUGCAGUCCUUUUCCCCUGAGCAGUAACAUCUAUUUGGAUGCUUUUACCAUUUCAGUUUAUAGACAGUAGCAAGAAUAAUCAUUUAACUGCAGAGAUCCUUCCUCGACUAAUUAAACAUGAAACUGAUAUAUUGCUGGAUGUGUUGUUGAGUGCUGCACUGAUAUUUUCUAUUCAGAUACCACUCAUGAGAACUAAAUAAACUCCCAUUUGACUCAGUUUGGCAGUUCAUUGCUAAAAUAUCAGUUGAAGUUGAACCUGCAGUCUGUCUUAAGUUUUAAGAGAGACACUAAAAUUGUUAUUUUCUAAAUAUUUGUUAAGCUGUGAUCAGUGGAGUGAUGAUUAGUUACAACUACACACCCAUGCAUAUAAUAGCAGAGGUAACAAAACCUAUACAAGAGAUUAUUAUUUUGUCUGUUAUGCCGAUCAAGAGUUUGUAGUUCAAAGAAUAUUUUUUUUCACAGAACACAAGGCUAACUUGCGUCUGAUGGCUAACUCUUGUUUGUUCUCAUUAGGGCUAUAGGGGAAAUUUGCUCCUAUAGUAGCUCUGUUCUGCCACAACAUUAAAGUUCUCCUAUUUUAGGAGUUUUGUACAAUAUUUCUGUCAGCUAUAAUAAACUUGUACUCACCCAAGUAAUUGCUGAAAUCUGGGAAUAAAGUGAUACAAUAAACUCGGACAGGGCAAAACAAAAGAAUUCAAAUGAUGAAAAAUGUCUGUCAACUGUGAUGGACAAGUCUGUGAUGAACAGACAGUUUGGGCAAAAAUAUGACUGUUCACCUUUUAUAACUUCAGCUAACCUCCUUUUAGCUAUGUCUCAGCAUUCCCAGAUCAUUUCUAUGAACGUGGUACGGAUAGUGUUAUCAUAAUUGAUAGGAAUGAUAGCCAAAACUAUAAAAAUGAGUUGCUGUAUGUGUUUCUUGACAAACAACAAUAUCUCUGUGCAGCACCUCCACUGGUUGCUGGUGAUAAGUCAGUGCUCCCUGAUGUUGUUCUCUAAUAAAUUAUUAUGUUACAGCAUAACUGCCCGACAACCAUAUAUUACCCUUUAUAUAUUUAUGUUUAUUUCUGUGAUUUGACAGAUGUGAAUUAAGCCUUAGGGGUGUUGGUUGAUGUAUUUUUGAACUUUGGAGAGAGUCAUGGUAGCUGUUUCACUCUGCUAAGCUAAGCUAAUUGCCGCCUCCAAAUUUGAUGCCCAAACAUGAGAGCGGUAUUUUCUCAUCAAACUGUCAGCAAGAAAGUAAUUAAGCAAAUUUCAGAUUUAUUCAUUGAAUUCAUACAUCAUAAAUCGUAGUCUAACACUUUGCUUUGGGCUGAGAAUGUGCAGUGCUUUGUUGCACUUUGUUAUAACCACUUUUUGUUGACAUAUUCAUGUUCUUGUCGUCUAUUCAGCUUUAAUACCAUAUUUUUCGAGGUCAUGUGAGUUUACAGACUAUAUAGGCCAGUUUAUAUUUUGGUUUACAUAUUAAUUAAUAGGUUUAGAAUGUAUUAUAACUUUUGCACAUUAACAAUACCCAUACAUUUUAGAGAUUUAGAGACUGAGGUAGCCUAGUCUUUCACUUUGCAUAAUUAAUCGAAUUAUGUGCAUCAGUCUUAUUUUAUUUCAGUAGAGGUGCUACUCAGAUGGAUCAAACACAGUUUCAUGUUAAUAGAUUUACAUAUUUACUCAGUUAAAGUAACUUAUUGAUAUAACAUAUCUAGCAUACAGCUUCAUUCUGACAUUUAUAUUAUCUUCUGAAAUAGAUUAAAAUAACUCCAACUGGAGGCAUUUCAUUUGACAAGGAUGCAAAUACAUUUUCACACAUAAAAAGCUGAUGUGUCUUUAAUUUAAUAAUGAUCUGUAUUAUGAAACAUACAGCCUAUUCUUGAACCCUGAGUGAGGAAUCUGCAUUCUUCAUUUUUUUGCUCAAUGCAUGUUAGUACAAGAAUGUUCCUGUUCAGUGUUCAGUUGCCCAUGUUGACUGUUCCAACAAAUAUCCAAAGCUAUUAUUUUCAUAAAUUCCCUCCCUUUGAAGAAAACACACACAUUAAAUCUGGUCAUUGUGUGUGUCCAGAUUUGAUGCCAAACUUUAUGUAGAGGUCUGUUUUUCAAACAUUCCAACCACGCUUAAUAUAGUAACUGGCAAAUGCAUUAGGAAGCAUAAAUCAUUAAAAAUCAAAAAUAAAUAAAUCAAGCAGUGUGCUGACUUUGACGUUAUUUUGUACACAGCACAUUUUCGUCGUAUGCUGUGGUCUUCUGUCUUGAUUGUGGCACGCAUGGAACAUAAGUCAAUUAUUUCUCCCAGCAUGGAAAGGAGCUUCUUCUCCAUGUCUGUGUCAAGCAGAAAUGUGAUCAGAAACACAGAACGAGAGGGGAAAAAGCACGAAGUUACAAGGAUUAUGGAAAAAAGUUUUUCCGUUAAAAAUGAAAAAAGCAAUGCCCCCCACAAAAUAAAUCCCCAGUAACCAUGCAAAAUGUGAUUCAUCAAGUUGCAAUUGGUUUUUGUGUAAGAAUGAAAAGCACUCAUGCUGUUUUUUCAGGGUAAUUGGGACUGUCUUACUUGGGUGGUCACAGCCACCUGUGACACCCCAAGUAACUAUUUAACUCAUCACUUUGCAUGUUUAUUUUCUGUUUUGGUUGGAACGGCAGAUGAUAUUAGAAGUGUAUUCUGAAAGCACGAUGUGGUACAAUCCAUGAUACUCAGGAUAAAGUGAAUGAAGAUUUAGGAUGACAGAAUAACCGAACACUCGAGCCUCUCCUCACACUUUCUGUGUUGGCAGAGCCGUUUGGAGUCAUUAAAUGGGAAGAGGACCUUCAUGCAAAUGACCUGAUGUGAAUAGGAAGUGGCUCAGUGUGCCUCUUGUUUUUAGACACACAAACAAGAGUGUAGUUCUUUUGUGAGGGUGUUUUUGAGAUGGAUGGGAUGGCUUGAUGAAACAAGGAGGUGCAUGUGUAGCCGGAAACUGCAUGUGAAAAGAAUGGUUAUUUAGGAGGGGAGCUAAUUGAGAGUGGUUUGGAGAAAGAGUGGGUACACUAUAUAAGUAGGAGCAGCUGUCGAACCAAGUUAGGGACUAAUUGUAAAGCAUGGCAGAAGAUAUGGUAAAACAGUUUUCAGUUUAGGAAUAAUUUUAUGACAGUUAAUUCACCAUUUUUACUCUUUCCAGCUUGUGAUUUAUUCUGUGGUACUCUCCAACUUUUCAUUGACUUUUAUUGUUAAUGUUGCUGAUCACAGAAAAAUAAAAAGCAUAUAGUUGAUAGAUGUCUGCAUUUUUUGAGGCAGUGACGGAUUUCAAAAUCUGAUACUUAAAAUUAUUUAUAUCAUUUAUAAAUGACCAUUUUGGACAUGAUCACUGUCAGUGGUUCCAUCCAGCUCUUUCUAUGAAGUGGCUCUGUGAAAGAGAGCCAUGCUAUUUCAUUCAUUUGCUGGACGCUCCCACUUGUCCUCCUGUAUGUGAAAAGCAUUGUAGGCAGGCAGCAGAGCAGAAGUAAGAUGUGUUUUGUUAGUUGUCUGAAGCCCUGGGGACCGGAACCGCAUAAGCUCCCCAUACUAUGCCCCGGAUUGAGAAAAAUAAAUCCAUUUGUUUUUUGACAAACAUUUUGUCAUUAAAAAUAUGAGAUAGAAAAACAGAGUCGGCUGUGUGUGCCUUCUUCUAAAGCAGCUACUGUUUGGGUGUCGGGAUCAUUAGUUCAUUGGGAUAUAUUCUGCAAGAUAAUGCUUCUGGUCUAAUUCACACUAGGAGCGACGCAGCCACUUUUCCAAUUCAGGGUCCAGUUGGGAGGAAAUAUAGUCGUAAGGUAACAUGACCACUGACAUCACUGUUAAAGAUGUAGCUUAAGUCUGCCAAGGCCCCGCAUUAACCAUAUGCAAAUGUAUCAUAUGAUCCUGCUAUUCAGAGUUCACUGGCAAGACAUAUCAGAGUCUUUAAUGCUUUGGGAAACCAGGGUAGCUUCAACAGACUCGAGAAAGGAUGUGAAAUAGUCAUGAGACUGCCAGUUUUCAUUUACACAGAUUGAAGAGAACAGGAAAGACAGAACAGUGGGAGUUUGUGUAUACAAGUGAUGGUAAAAUGAUUUGAACCGAUAAAGUAGCUCAGAACAGGUCGAUCCCCCUGAGUGAUUUCCUUCUUUGGCUGACAAAAUCUUUUACUAUUUGCAGUAAAGAGAAUUUAUAAUGGCUGUCUGUGUAAUUGAAUGGAUCUUAGCCAAGGGCAAAUAUAAAAGUUUUAGUUGGGAUUGUUUUGUGCUUGUUCAGAGCAACAUUUCUUUAUGGCAAGUCAUUUUUUCUAAUUUCCUUCCCUGUUUUGUGAAGUGACAAAAGCCCUCCCAAAUUCCUUUGAAUUAGCUCCAACAUUCUGCCUGCUCUUGUAAUUUGUAACUUUGGCAAAAUGAAACAGCAACGUUCAGAUCAGAAGCUUGGCCUCUCAGAGAUAAGACACAUCUGUGAGAGUGGGAGAAGAGAAGCAAGGGUGGCAAAAAAAUAAAUUACCCAAAUGAAGGGAUGAAAUAAAAAAUCGAGGAGUCAGAGGUCUUCUGAGCUGAUGCUUGAGAAUAGCCAGAUACAAAGUGAGAAGAAAAGGAUUGUUGUUUUCCAGACGCCGCACUUCAAUAACAGACUUCUGCUCAGUCGAGGAAAAGGAUAUUUAACAGUCCCAUGGAUCAUGAAUUAUUCUGGGGCAAUCCUUUAAGUCUUGUUUGUUAUUCCAGGAUGUAAAGGCUUUGGUUAAGGUGACACAAACAUGGAAGUACUACUGUGCUGAAGAUUUUAGCAGCCCUCAACAUGGAAAUGCAUUCAGUCUUUGUGAUAAUGCAGGUUUAAAAUGUUAAAGUUCUCAAGAAAGCAGAAGAGCACACAAUAAAGUUUAAUGCUGCCCGCAACACAGCCUGCAGCAAUUAAGGCUGUGUUGCGGUAUAAUGUAUAGUCAUUUUUUUCAUGUGAUCGCUUGGUGUUUUUCUGUGUUCCUUUAACUUUGUUUUGACUGCUUGUCUUAGUGAAAGACCAUCAUUUGGAGGUUUCUCAUCAUCUGUUUGAUAUUAGUGGUGAGGAACACAUGGCCAUUCAAAGCCAGAGCCCUGUGUGACAUCAUAGACCACAAGGCAAAGUGGGGAUCGUCAAGACCCCAGACUGAGGACUCUGAACACUACCUGACUGCCUUCAUCCAUCUGCAACUGUAUUGUGCAAAUAAUAUGCCAGCGUGGGUCUCUCUUUCUGAUGCAUGCUUGGGGUUUUUGCAGAACUGUGUGUUGUCUCUUCUGCACAGACAGUAGAGACCCGAGAGGCUUUUUUUUCCAGAAUAUCUUCAGUGUCAAAAUAACAUGCAGAGCACAAUAAACUGAACUGAAAUCAACUGUCAGACUUAA
Molecule: messenger RNA, 7980 nt
Organism: Dicentrarchus labrax (European seabass)
Lineage: Eukaryota; Metazoa; Chordata; Actinopteri; Moronidae
Gene: wnt7bb
Product: wingless-type MMTV integration site family, member 7Bb
Exons: 4
Coding region: 621-1670 (349 amino acids)
Biological process (GO): canonical Wnt signaling pathway; multicellular organism development; positive regulation of JNK cascade
Cellular component (GO): extracellular region
Molecular function (GO): cytokine activity; frizzled binding
Source: RefSeq, a predicted model, not a curated record